CUCCAGAGAACGUCCCUGGAGAAAACAAUUUCCCAAGAGAGGAAAAAGAUAGCCACCAUCUGCACCCUGGCUAGGAACAAAAGCUCUAGCUCACAUAUCAAACGAGGCUUCAAGGAUGGUUUAAGAGAGAUGAAGGGUCUUGCGGGGAUUUUGAAAUCUGAAGACCCCGAGGAGGGAGAUGACAUAUAUGAUGAUGACAGCGCCGACGAUGAUCGGGACAUUAGCAGCACUACUGACAACCUACGGGUAUUCUGCUGCAGCUCCACUGAGUAUCAGAAGAUGACAAACCUGCUCGCCGAUGAUGGACCUCCGCAGGUGUUCAGUGACUUGAAGGACACCCAGAUUCCUGCCCUGUGGGACUACGUUCACGAGAUGACGAACAUCCAACAGCGUCAAUCCUUGGAGAGGCUCAUACACAACCUGGGCAGGCUCGUGUUUGACAUGCACACCUACAUCUCCGAGGGGUUGGACACGAUUGCAAGAGGCGUGGAAGCUGCCGGGAUUGCCAUCGAAAAAGAGCUAGAGAGACUGGACACCAACCUAGGUACCGUGUUACAGAAGUUGACUACCGACAUAGACCAUAUAUUUGACGGCAGUCUUAGACCAAAGAUUGAGGAGGGAGCGUCCAGUGCUUCUGAGGAGGCUAACAAUACAUGUGCCAAGUGGGGUGCGCCAUAUAUUCGAGGUAAAACAAGGAACAGGGGUGAAGGAGGUCUGAGUUGUCCAACCUACCAAGCCACCACCCGUCGAGAUGGGGUGUAUAAAUCACCCACAUUUGGACCAGUUGAUUUCAAUGAGGAACUUGCUGCACCUAUGUGUUGGAGCUUUGCCAUUGUCUGGGGUGAGGCAUUCAGUGAGACGCUGUGGCGGGUGUUUGAGGGUCUGCAGAAUGACAUCCGGACCUGGAUACAGGACUCCACUUGCAAACUACAGAAGCAGCUUGAGUCACUUGGGAUUUCAGUCAUCCGUAUUGACCGCCUCGCUACGCAGGUCAUUUGCUCUGCAAACAACAAGCUGACGGAGAUGGUAAGACACCUUAAGGACGUGGUCACGCCUCGACAGCGGGGCAUUUCCCGAAUUGUGACGCCACACAUCCAGACAACGAUGCUUGACGAGUAUAAGCAGUGUGCAGCUGACUCCGGCAAUGGGCUGUUUGGCCGCAUGAAGAAGUACAUGGCCGAGGGUAUCGAAAACAAGCGGAGCUCCAUGUUUGACGGGGCAAAACGGAUGAUCAUGGACGAACUGAUGAAACUGCGGGCGGAACUAUUUCAGCAUGUGAAGGGUGUGAAAGACAUCCUCAUCACAGACAUGAGGCGGGGCUUCGAACCUCUGUGGGAGGCCCCAUCUACGUCAUUGGUUGCGCGACAGGAAUUUGCAAAAGUUCUCGAUGAGAUCACAGUCAAAAUGCGAGACAUUUACCGAGAAGCUGGUAUUGCGAACACAGAAGAUGGGAAAAAAAACGCAGCCCCCACACAGGGGCACCUUGGUGGUGCUGCCCAGGGGUCCGGCAGUGUUACCACUGUUGCUAGGGUACAGGGGAUUUCCACAUUUGCCAGACAAUCAGAGUGGCCGACAUACACGGAUACAAUUCACAAGAAGGAAGACACUUCGUAUGACAUAGCAAGCACUGAGGCAUCCCUUAUGGCAUUUGGACAACAUACUCUGAAUGACUUUUAUGAAGAUCCUAUGGAAGACAGCCCCUUGGAGAUUGUUAAAUCUAGCCCAGCGGCCGUGUCACUAUUACCUAAGAUAGAACCCGAUGAAACACCUACGUUUUCCGAACCACAAGCAAAGAAGUCAAAACAGGAGGAAAAUCAGAGCACAUACAACCAGGCUAGUCGCAUUGCCCUAUCAAGCCCUUGUUCGACCAGGACAAUCAUGUCUACAAAGAUGAACUGUAGCCGAUCUGCCCCAAGUGGAGGGAAAGGCAAGGAGCCGGGGAAGGGGAAAGGAAAGAUGAGCAGCCUGUUACUCACCCAGACGAGUACGCCCAUACAAACCACACCAACUACCACUGUGGUAACAGAACCACAAGACAGGUCCAUACAAACUACACCAACUGUCACUGUGAAAACAGAACCACCAGUCACGGGAUACUCCGCAAGGCCCAAAGAGCAAUUGGAAUGAGAGAUUUCACAUAUGAGGAAAAAGAAAAAGAACUAUGACACAGAACAGAAAUACGAAUCGUGAAGUGUCAUUAAAUGUAUUGAAACUACUGAAGUUUGUGUGUGAUAUGCCACAUUUGGCUAUUGCAGGAAACAAAAUACCCCUCGAUUCGGAUAGUAUUAUCGCUGUAAGGUCGUUAUUUUCUUAUCAUUGUUUACAAAGUAUAGUGCAGGCUAAGGGAAAACAAUGUUCACGAUACUCGGUUACUAAACGAUACGUUGAGCAAUUUAUAUUUGGUUUGUAACCUGCUGAAAGCUAAGAGAUCAGAUUUUUAUAAAUAUCUUAAAAUAACAAAACAAAAUUUAGCUUCCUUUAAUUCAGUGUAAUUUUGUGUGACCAAGAAACCCUGAAAAUAACCCAAAAUGUAAAAAUCAACAAUUUAAAAAAAUCAUCUAAAAGGGCUCUUAUCGUAACAUAUUUACACCUCAACUUCCAUUCCUUAAAUGAACUGCCUUUCGGCAAUUGCGUUUAUCAAUCGAUGAACGCAACAUCUUCGGAUAAGUUCGGAUCGCAAUUCAUUGCAUAACAAUAUACAUGAAAAGAAUUGAUACUGUUAUUGUUUUUAUUGUGUUAGCAGGUCCCGUAAAAUAUAAAUCAACAUUUUAGAAAGUAUUAUUUUUUUAAUUUUUAAAUGAAUACUUGCCUUAAGUGUUUGAAUUUUACGUUUAAAAGUUAUUUCAAGUGGUUGA
Messenger RNA from Mya arenaria, 2855 nucleotides. RefSeq lists its product as uncharacterized. The coding region runs from base 130 to 2127 and encodes 665 amino acids. NCBI's taxonomy places the organism in Eukaryota, Metazoa, Mollusca, Bivalvia, Myida, Myidae. The record is from RefSeq and is a predicted model, not a curated record. The transcript is spliced from 12 exons.